This is a messenger RNA of Symbiodinium necroappetens, 3678 nucleotides long. The record is from the annotation of a GenBank genome assembly. Lineage: Eukaryota; Dinophyceae; Suessiales; Symbiodiniaceae.
AUGUAUUGCAGCACGUUGUUCAUGAUUCGGCUUCCCAAAGUUCGACGAGAAGUGGUUGAGGGCCUCUGUUUCGCACGGGUUCGAGUGUUUCAUGAGACGAAGGCGGAGCAGAGCAAUGAAGUUGAAAGAGGUGGUUCGUCAUCGGUAUCUGGACUUGUACGAUGCUCCCUGGCGCAAUUCGCCUCAAAGCGACUUUCCCGUCCAGAGUCCGAGGGUGCUUUCGUCAUCGGCCGGAAACAAAGGCAGGCGCUGAACAGUUGGGGCAAGAGCAGCGAUGCAUGCCAUAGCGCUGCAGGCCGAAUUGGCGGCUUCACGCUCAAGGAGGUGGUUCGCCGCAUGCCGUGCGAUGACUCCUCGGUUGCUGAGGAGUCUCGAGAUGCGAAUGCCGUGAAGGAGCUGUUGCCGCAGCUGGAGGUCUUGCAGUCAGAGUCCUGCCAGGGUGCAGCUGCAGCGGAGCAAGAGGCGACGGAACCGAAGGCGGAGACCGAGUGCCCACAGGAGAACACCCAGGACCUUUCGCCUGGUGAAGCAAAAAGCAGAGACGAGGAAAACGAGAAGGAGCCUGCGGAAGCCGCAGCUGAAGAGGAGCCCGCACCGGCGGAUGCCGUCACCGGAUCGACCGAGCCGGAUGGCCCUGCAGACGCUGAGCCUCAGAAGGCCGCCGAGGAGGAGCACGAGGCCUCCAAGCCAAAAAACGAAGAGAUCGAUGAGACGCCAAAGGCCGUAGAAGCUCCUUCCUUGCCCGCAGACGACGGCGAGAAAGAGGCGCACAGCGAGGAAGUAGCGCAGAAGCACGAAAGAGAGAAGGACCCACCUGAAGAUGUGGCUCCCGAUGCAACUCCCACUGCAGCUCCUGUUUCGGGCGAGGAGGCCGCGCCCCAAAGCCCGGCUUCGGUCUACAGCCCCGAGGAUGGCCCUGUCGACCAAGACAAGGCGAAGGAAGAACAGCUGCGAAAGCUUGCUGAACUGGAAGCUGCGUUAGCUCCUUUUGCGACCAUCGAACCCAAAGCCUCUGACAUCCCCCAGGAGACCAAAGGGAACACCGGCGAAGCCAACCUGACAAGCCAGACGCAAGAUGCAAAGGAGGAAGUGACAGCUGACCCAAAGGCAUCGGGCGAAGAGGCGGACACACGCAAGGACCAAAGCAGCUUGUUUGCCAACGUUGCCCUCGACGAGAAGGGCACGGAAGCAAGAAAGAAGGCGGCGAAAUCAGCUCGAGAAAGAGAGGAGAAGGAGAAGGCGGAGAAGGGAAAGCUGGAGAAGGAGAAGAAGUUGAGAGGCUGGUCCCAGGGCCGCAGCCGGAGCCGGAGAGCUCGCAGACGCUCGCCCAGCCCCAAGAAGGGCAGGGACCGGUCCCACGAACGGAAGCGAUCGCCGAAGCGCUCGCCUCCGAAGCGGUCCAAGCAGUCGCCCAGGAGGUCUCCCAAGCGGUCUCCCAAGCGGUCGCCGCCCCGGAGAUCGCCCAAGCGGUCGCCGGCAAAGCGGUCGCCCGCAAAGCGAUCCGUGAAGCGACAGAAGCGCUCCCGAUCGCGCAGCCGCCGCAGCCGGCGGGGUCGGUCGGCGGGCCGCCUGCCCUCGGCGAAGCGCCGGCGCGCCGCGGCCAAGGCCUCGUCUUCAAGCCGAGAUGCCCGGCGGCGAUCGCCGGCCCAAAAGCGCAAGGAGAAGCCUAGCGCAGCCCACGGCAGUGCCGUGAGUAAGGUGAAAAGGCCCAAAAGCUCCAGCUCGGACACGAAACUCAGCCGCCGGAAGGCGCCGAAAGCGCGCGCCAAGUGCUCCAGCUCAUCGCCUGCUAAGGCUCCCGCCAAGACAGCAAAAACUUCAGCGAAGACUCCGCCAAAGGCCCCUCCCAAGACUCCCAAGCCGGCGGCGCAGGCGCAGGAUGAAAGUGGAACAUCACCGAAGAAGCAGACAGCCAAAGCAGAUCAAAAGAAGCCCGUGAAGAAGAAGCCUCCGCCUUCCUCUUCGAGCUCGCCAUCGGCACGGCCCAAACCGAAGGCCACCAAUGCCAUUCCGGUGAAGAAGACGAUAGCAAAGAAAGCGGUGACCAAGAAGUCUGAGUCCUCAUCGGCCUCCUCCACAUCACCAGCAGGACCGCCGCCAACGAAGGCGACCAAGCCAGCGAAGCCAGCGAAGACUGAGGCCAGUGCCAAAGCCAAGCAAGACAAAGACAAGCCUAAAGUCAAAUCCAACGCCGCGCGACCAGCCCCAAAAGCCAAAUCAGCUGCAAGUACAAAGCCACCCAAGCCCAAAGGCGCGGAGCCAAAGUCUACCCCAUCCACUCCUCAGGCGAAGCCCUCAGCAGCAAAAUCAUCCGCUCCGGCCCCUCCCCCUGUCAAAGCUGGCACGCCGAAGUCCAGUGCCAAGGACAAGGCCGAGAAUGAGAAGCCGAAGCCCGUCCAAAACGAGGGACUCGGAGAGAGGCCAGAGAAGGUGAAGCGGAAGAAGAAGAAGGCGCCAAAGACAACAACAGGCACAGCCGCCCCCAAGGCUCCAGAGCCCAAGGGCGCGGCGAGAGCGGCCAAAGCCAAGGCCAUCUCCUCCCCUCAACUCGUCUCCGUGACCUCGACCCGUAAGCCGGCAGACAAGGACCCCAGCAGCGACAGUGAUGUGGAGAUCGUGGCCGCGGACAUCAACUGGUCCUCGCGGUCCGGGCGGGGGCCCAACGGCCCGAAUCCGAAGAGGCGGGCACCGGAGGAGGUCUUGGCCGCGGCGCUCAUGGACGUGUUGGUUCCGAAGCCGACGGGUCCAGAUGCCGCGGAUCUGUCCCCAGCCGAAGCCGCUCUUCUCAGAAGGCAGCAGAUGCGGAGGCGUCUAAACGAGACGUCCGAUUGGGCCCAGCCCGUCGAUGUCACGGCCCCAGCGCCACCUGAGGUCGACGAGGAGUUGCCGAAGGCCAAGAGUGAGAAGGGCAGAGAUGUGCUUGAGCAGAAGCUGAAGAUGACGCAGAAGCAGCUCCUGCAGCUUCAGCUUGGGAUCAAGCAGCAGCAGCUGGAAAAGCUUAAGGCUCGCAUGCGCGGCAAGCGAUCCAGAAACACAUUUUUCCCGGCGCGGCCACGACGUCUGCCGGCUCAGAUCCAGGCUCAGCCAGCGACUUCCAUACCGAGCCCAGAGCCCUCCACCAAGCCGCCACCACUUCUCCCAGAUGCAUCGGCGUCAGCCGCAUCGCCCCCCAGUCCCAAAGACCGCUCUGAGAAGCGUCCCCCGAGGGCCCCAUCACCCCCUGUUCAACCCAUCCAGGCUCCCCAGGCUCCCGAAGCCCCAAUGCGCGCAGAGCGCAGCGAGCGCAGCCAGGUGAUCCCAAAGCCCGCAGAGGUCACGGCCGUCGCGGCUCCUGCAAAGCCCAUGGCGACCGCAGCCCCCGCGGCCCCCGCCGCGGCCACCGCUGUGCCCCCCGCGGUGCCUCCUGCGCUCCGACCCGCAGCGUUGAAGAAGAGCCUCGCCGAUGCCUACUUCGAGAAGAAAGCUCAGGCCGCCCUUUGCCACCCUUCCUUGACGUCUCGCUGCUUUGAGGCGUCUCACAUGCCCUCGCCUUGUAUUUCUGUUGCCAGGUCGAGAGGCAGAAAGCUUUGCUUCAGGAGGCCCUGGCCAAGCGUAAAGAGUUGGCGGGCAAGGCUGGCCCGGUUCACUGACGGCUUGGAUACAGAGGAACUCAUGCAACAGCGCCGGCUCGAUCUGUAG